AGCACUGCGGGCCCGCGGCUCGGGCGGCUCCGGCGGCUCCGGCGGCUCUCACUCGCUGUUCGAUCUGAGUGUCUGCCCGCGCUAGCGGGGCCGCAUUGCCGCUUGGCUUGGCCCAUGCCCGCUGCUCCCUCCUCCAGCGCCCGGGGGCUGCAGAGGUUGUGAGGUGGGGGAGGCCGCAUAAGGCGGCGAGAUCGGCCGCCGGGGCAGGGUCCGGGGACGCAGCGCGGCGGGCGUAGGUCUAUGUCGCGGGCGGUGGCGGCGGCGACGGCCGCGGAGGGACGAUGCGCGAGUACAAAGUGGUGGUGCUGGGCUCGGGCGGGGUCGGCAAAUCCGCCCUGACUGUGCAGUUCGUGACCGGCACCUUCAUCGAGAAAUACGACCCUACUAUCGAGGACUUCUACCGCAAGGAGAUCGAGGUGGACUCCUCGCCGUCGGUGCUGGAGAUCCUGGACACCGCGGGCACUGAGCAGUUCGCGUCCAUGCGGGACCUGUACAUCAAGAACGGCCAGGGCUUCAUCCUUGUCUACAGCCUCGUCAACCAGCAGAGCUUCCAGGACAUCAAGCCCAUGCGGGACCAGAUCAUCCGAGUGAAGCGGUAUGAGAAGGUGCCGGUCAUCCUGGUCGGGAACAAGGUGGACCUGGAGAGUGAGAGAGAAGUGUCGUCCAACGAAGGCAGAGCCCUGGCCGAGGAGUGGGGCUGCCCCUUCAUGGAGACCUCCGCCAAGAGUAAAACAAUGGUGGAUGAGCUCUUUGCAGAAAUCGUGAGGCAGAUGAACUACGCCGCGCAGCCUGACAAAGACGACCCGUGCUGUUCUGCGUGUAACAUCCAAUAGCACUGGGAACAGGCUCCCGCAAGGGAUCCGCCCCACGUCGCGGGCGGCACAAACCCGUCUGCUCCACCGUGGAGUCGGCAGGCUGUGCGGCACGAGUCUGCCGUGAAACAGCAGCCCUCACCCCAGGACUCGGCGCUGAUCAUCCAUCGACGUCCCCGAGUAACCUUUGGGCUCCGUAACUACAGUUUUCGCCGUUGUCCUCAGUCUCCUGGACGCAACUGCAACUUCCAGGCACAGCGGAUCCAUCUGCAGGGCGGUCGCCUGUGAAUGGCGUUGUUGCCGAGCUGACCGAAGCAACUCUUGUGUAAAUUUAAAAAUAACCGUGAGAGAGAGACCAGAAGAAUUCCUAUGACCACUACAAUUAAAAUAUUUUAUCUUCUUUAAAAAAAUAAGUAAAGGAGAAAUAUUUUCCUACGAGAGUACUGACUUUCAGGAGUGGAGAUGGCGCUUCUCCCCGCUGUAGUCCAUCGAGCACGACAACAGCGGACCUGCCCAAUUGUAGAUGUUGCCCUGAUCCGUGACACUGAACCGACUCCUGCAUCCAUCCUCGGUAGAGCAGAAGUCAAAACAGGCUGUGUACAAAUACAGCCUGGCUUUAGAAUGUGUAAAAUUACCUGCUUUGCCACACAAAACGGAGGCCCUCGCUAGGGUUCGAUCCGAAUUCAGACCCCAAGCCCACCCUCUCUGUUAACCAGGCGGGGUGGUCGUUAGUACAUCGCUGAACGGGAAGGAAGCGCCCGGGAGGCGGAGCUGGCCCAGCCGCACCGACAAGACGCGUUCUAGUCGUGGGCUCACUAGCGCCACCACGUAAGGAAGACGAAGCCAUGUCGCGCCCACAGGUCCCCGUGUGCAGAGACCUCGCAGGACGGUACAAACAAACACCUUGCGUGUUUCCAUUUGUUAAAGCAGCAAAAUCCUUUCUUGCCUCUAAGGGCUAUGGUUGUGGUGUGAUGCUUGGUUCACCUGCUUCAGAGUCAGAUUUGCUGUAGCAGAGCUUUACUGCAGGCAUUUAAAAAGAUUGAAUAACCAUGUGAAAUCAUUUGGGCUUAAAAGUAGAACAUAAAUUAUAGAGUGGAAGGUAAGGGACAAAAAAAAUCUUUUAUCUUUAAUUUUCCUGGAGAAGUACAUAAAGAUUUUCUUGUACCAAUUUUGCCCUGAUUACUGAAGUGGCAAAUAAAGCUAGAGAAUAUUUUGUUUUGAAAAGGUGCUCAAGCUCUGAAAUUUCCGGUUUCCAUAGCUGCAGGGUAUUUGUCAUUUGCAUGACUGACGGCCCAGGAGGAACCUAUGCAUAAGUUUUACAAUCAAGCAUAGAAGGGUUUUUAACUAACUCCAGAGUUCCAAAUGCUAAAGAGAAUAGUACCUGGAGCCGAUUCUCUGGAGAUAAACUUGGCCUUCAGAACUGCAAUAUCCCUGAGCCUGGGGCCUACAUGCCGCGCCCACAUGCUGUUGGCUUCAUACUCUUGUGCAAGUAGCCUCUGGUCUUACGUGUGUAACUGAGAGAAUAGUGUGUUUGUGUGUGCAUGUGUGUAUUGUUCCUAAGAACUUGGCACAAGUCAGAAAUAAUUGCCUAUCCUGAGAAUCUGUGUUGCAGAAUAUAGUGUAUCAAAAGCAUCUUUUUGUUUUAAAUUAUUUGUUAUACAUCAUUGAAAUCAUUGGUAGCCUCUCCUCCCCGGGACCCCAAGUGUUUUGUAAACUGGUGUUACGCUUAAAGGUGGAUGGGAACUUCUCAUAGAUGAGAAAACAGGUGUGUGGGUACAACCAGGCCAUGGUGGUCAGAAGUCUUUGAAUUGUGAAUAUUUGCAUUCUUCUGUGUAAGUUUUUUUAAGCCCAAUUAUGAAGCUCCUUGUUUAUAGAACAAAAACUUCUAACCAGUUUGACUGAAACAGAUUUCGUUGUGUACAAGUUGAUUUGACUCAAUGUGUAGAGCUAUCAAAGGUUCAGAAAGUAUGACUUACCUCCUGAAAUAGAAAACUUUGUUAGUGAGUUGGUUGAAUUUUGAAGCCUCUCACUUCUCAGAAUGAUUCUGUUUUUUAGAAUGCCGUACUUAAUAGCAAUUUAUGACAACUAAGAUUACAUAUUACAAACAUCUACUAAACUCUAGUCUCAUAAUGGAUUGCUAUGCAGACGAGAAAAAUAAGUUUAACAAUAGGAAAGGUAUGGCAAGAUGUGAGGUUGACGAGAUCCUCUGAAAAUUGGGGUUUUAGUUAGACGCGUUGGUCAGACUGAAGGUGGGCGUUUCCUGCAAAGAUGUUCCAACAACAGACUGGGCCGCCUGAUCAGUGUUUCCCACACAUUUAGCGACAAGACAUCCAAGACACCCAGACCCGGGGAAAUGCUAGUGUGCUCCUACUGUUGGUAUUUCGCCCAGUAUGACUAGAACUCAGUGUGAAUGAGUGUGUCUGUGGAGAUGUUAAUAAAAAGCUUAAAAACCGGAAGAUUACAUUUGUUGGCACAUGAAGUAAUAGCGGCUACAGAGAAAAGCCAGUGACUUUGUGCCGCUGUUUAUUUUAUGCCCUGAUCAGACUAGCAACUAGAUAUGUGGAAGUUUUUCUGACAUGCCUUAAAAAAUUAUGGUUUGAUCCAAAGACCCGCUUUUUUUUUAGCUAUUAUGAUAAGGUUUUUUGUUUUGUUUUACUUUUAUACAAAGGUGGCAUUUGUUAGAGUUUGUUUUUUUCUUUUAUGUUGCAACUUUUUAGGGUUCUUUUAAGCUGUGAUAGCGGUGGGAACUGAUGCUUUUCACUUUGUUCAACGUGCACAAAACAAGCCAGCAUCUGGUCAAAAGUAUUACAUAUAGUCUUUCUCACACUGUUGAAAGGUGCUUUGAUGACUUUCUCCCGGGGUUUGCAGCAUCAGGACUGAACUUGACUCUCAUCAGGACAGUUGCCAUCACCCUUCUGUGGUAAAACUACUGAGACUUGCUUUUCUUUAUUAAAAAUGUUGCCUUGGUGUCCGUCCACCCUUUUGUUUUCAAGAGCCGUCCAGUGCGAAUGUCGCCGGUUCAUGUGUGAAUGUGAAAGUGCUUGUUUUGUUUGUUUC
This is a messenger RNA of Artibeus jamaicensis (Jamaican fruit-eating bat), 3869 nucleotides long. It is a transcript of the gene RAP2A, whose product is annotated as RAP2A, member of RAS oncogene family. The record is from RefSeq and is a predicted model, not a curated record. NCBI's taxonomy places the organism in Eukaryota, Metazoa, Chordata, Mammalia, Chiroptera, Phyllostomidae. Gene Ontology annotation, molecular function: GTP binding; GTPase activity; GDP binding. The transcript is spliced from 2 exons. Gene Ontology annotation, cellular component: plasma membrane. Bases 282 to 833 code for a protein of 183 amino acids. Gene Ontology annotation, biological process: negative regulation of cell migration; Rap protein signal transduction.